CAGUGAAUGGUGAGGAGGGGCUGUCAGAUCCUGCUGCUGCUAAUGGAUGGAGCCUUAGGGUGCCCCUACACCUCCUGACCUUGGCUAGACUCACAGGCAGCAAAGGAACCAGGCCAUCCUCCGGAACCAUGGUUGGACUUCAGCCAUCAGAAGUGCCUCCCACAACAGUUGUAAAGUUCCUGGGGGCCGGCACUGCAGCCUGUUUUGCUGAUCUCCUCACCUUCCCCCUGGACACCGCCAAGGUCCGCCUGCAGAUCCAAGGGGAGAACCCAGGAGUGCAGAGCGUGCAGUACCGCGGCGUGCUCGGUACCAUCCUGACUAUGGUGCGCACAGAGGGUCCCCGCAGCCCCUACAGCGGGCUGGUCGCUGGCCUGCAUCGCCAGAUGAGUUUUGCCUCCAUUCGAAUUGGCCUCUACGACUCUGUCAAGCAGUUCUACACCCCCAAAGGAACGGACCACUCCAGCGUCGCCAUCAGGAUUCUGGCAGGCUGCACCACGGGAGCCAUGGCAGUGACCUGUGCUCAACCCACGGAUGUGGUGAAGGUCCGAUUUCAAGCCAUGAUACGCCUGGGAACUGGAGGCGAGAGGAAAUACAGAGGGACUAUGGAUGCCUACAGAACCAUCGCCAGGGAAGAAGGAGUCAGGGGACUGUGGAAAGGGACUUGGCCCAACAUCACAAGAAACGCCAUUGUCAAUUGUGCUGAGAUGGUGACCUAUGACAUCAUCAAGGAGAAGCUGCUGGACUCUCACCUGUUCACUGACAACUUCCCCUGUCACUUUGUCUCUGCCUUUGGAGCUGGUUUCUGUGCCACGGUGGUGGCCUCCCCAGUGGAUGUGGUAAAGACCCGAUACAUGAACGCUCCCCCAGGCAGGUACCGAAGCCCCCUACACUGUAUGCUGAGGAUGGUGGCCCAGGAGGGCCCCACAGCCUUCUACAAAGGAUUCAUGCCCUCCUUUCUGCGUCUGGGAUCCUGGAACGUGAUGAUGUUUGUAACCUACGAGCAGCUGAAACGGGCCUUGAUGAAAGUCCAGGUACUGCGGGAAUCUCCAUUUUGAACAAGGCAAGCAGGCCGCUUGGUACUUUCCUCAUUAAAAAAGGCCGCCUGGAACAGAACAAAGCUUCUCUGCCCAGGGGUCGCAGGCCCAUGCACGCACACGACGGAACCCUGCACUGUUACUGACUUGAGAAACUGAACUAAAAGAGGGGGAGAGUUUUGGUCUUCGAUGUUUCAUCCUAAAACACCUUUGUUUUGCACUGACCAGAUGGGAAAUAAAUUAUAUUAAUUUUUAAAACCUUUCCGGUUGGAUGCCUAACAUUUAGGCAAGAGACAACAAAGAAAACCAGAGUCGACGCCUUUGAAAUGUAGGAUCAAAUGAUGCAUAAUGAACAGGAAAGGCCAAAGGCUUUGGCAAGAUCGGCCCACUGUGUUGUCCUUGAAUCAAACAAACUGGCCGGAGGGACCCUUCAGCGUCAGCACAAAGCUGCCAUUGCAGCCUUCCUAGUCACCAGAUGACUCCGCCCUGUAAUGUGUCUGCCAAGUGGACUCCAUCAGGAUUCUGGGGGAAGUGAGGAAGGAAAAAGAACACAUUGAACCUGUACAGACGAGUCCCGCUGGGCCCACGGAGGACACUGGAGGAUAGAGCAUGUUCAGUGGAUAACAGUGCUCCCCUGUCUGCCCCAUCAGGGUGUUGGGAAGAUAGAACAUGGAAGCACUUUCGACAAGGCCUGUCGUCCACAAAUGAGGACGAUGUUUUAGGAGAGAUUCUGUCCAAAGAAGUUUGAGGAAAAUGCAACCUGGACCGCAUGCUAAGGACCAUAGGUGACUGAAGCCAUGGGGACCUGCUGCCUGGAAACGUCAAAGGGCUGGGCUGGGGAGCACUGCCUGUCCAUCAGUCUAGAGCAGCAGGACUCGGAAUCUUUAGGGAAUUGUUAGGACUCAGUAAAGGAAUUUCUACCUUAAGGGCGAGGGGGGGAACAUCUGCUCUUCCGCCUUCUCCCUUGGAGAUUUUCUCACCUCAGGGUCCUCCUGGUCAGGUCCCUGACCAGCUUCACCUGCAUACACUGCCUCCUGCUCUCACCCUGUUUUGGUUGCAAAGCCUUUGUUCUACCCGUUAAGCCUUCAGCCUUCCAUCUGCAAAAGGGAGGGCGAAGUUCAGGACCAACUUCUACGCUUAAGACUGCACAUCUCGAAAAGAAGUAACUCAGUGGGGUCAAUUCAGGGGACCCACAUGGUGGAAGGACAGGAUGGACUCUCGAAAAUUGUCCUCUGACCUCCAUACGAGCGCCCUAGACAGGUGCAUAUACGUGUAUAUUGUACAAACACAAUAAAGACCGCAAUAAAUGUAAAAAAAAAAUAAAGGAAAAGUUUUACUGAA
Molecule: messenger RNA, 2375 nt
Organism: Rattus norvegicus (Norway rat)
Lineage: Eukaryota; Metazoa; Chordata; Mammalia; Rodentia; Muridae
Gene: Ucp3
Product: uncoupling protein 3
Exons: 7
Coding region: 129-1055 (308 amino acids)
Biological process (GO): transmembrane transport; proton transmembrane transport; lipid hydroperoxide transport
Cellular component (GO): mitochondrial inner membrane; mitochondrion
Molecular function (GO): proton transmembrane transporter activity
Source: RefSeq, marked provisional